AGGAUAAAAGUAAAAUAGAUAAGUACCUAGGGAACUUUUGAGAUAAAACAGGUUUUUAGGGUGUAUCUAGGGAAAUUUGGUCGAGUGUACAUUAAUGUGUUUGUCAACAUUGUGUCAGUGUUAUUCUUACAGGGCCCAGUAAAGUGACUAUUGUUCAUUGGUUUCGUCAUGAUAUUUGUGUGCUGAUUGCUGUGUUUCUGCAUUUUGAAGAACAGCAGCACCAACUGUUAUUUAUUAUUACUGCCAUGUAUUACUAGCAGAUAGUCGGUGGAAAUAACCUACCCUCAAGAACUUAUGUACUUGUAAUUGUUAGUUGUCAUCAUUAUGUUGAGGUUAAGGAUCUUUACACUAUAAAAAUGGUGACCCUUGGGCUUCGAUCUAUCCAGGGGCCUUGGAGGACUCUAAUUAAUAGAGGAACAUCUCAUAGGUAUGUUGUGUCUGGCCAUCAGAAAAAUUGUCAAAGCAGCAGUUGGUAUUACAACGAAAUGAAAUCAAAGUGUCAGCAAAUAUUGAAACCAGCAGAACACUUUAACUUUGCCAGAGAUAUUGUUGGUCUCUGGGCUGACAAAAAGCCGAGGCAUCCAGCAUUGCUCUUCACAAAUGGCCAGGAUCAGAAUGUAAUAACUUACCAUGACUUGUACCAGCAAGCCCAGGCAUUGGCCACAGCACUUAGUGAUCCAGUGCCACCCAGGUGUGCACUGGUCAUCCUCCCCAAAAUUCCCGAGUGGUGGGUCGUAAAUGUUGCUGGCUCUUGGUGUGGAACCAUAAUAUCUCCAGGUACUGUCUUACUCACUCCAAACGAUGUGGCUCACCGCCUUGCUGCCUCUGGUGCUGAUUGUCUUAUUUGUGACGCUGAUACGGCUGCCACUCUUGAUUCAGUUACUUGCUCAAUUCCACUUAGAAUAUUUGUUCCAAAAAACCAUGAUGUCCUAGAUGGUUGGACGUCUUACCAUCAUCUUAUAGAGUCUGUUAAAGGAAAACUAAUGAGGCCUUGUGUUGCCAGCAGAGGCGAUGAUAUUGUUCAACUCUUCUUCACUUCUGGGACAACUGGCAAACCAAAAAUGGUUCCUCACACUCAAUCUAGUUAUGGUGUUGGCCAUACUGUAGCAGCCAAAUAUUGGCUCGAUCUAACGGAAGAUGACAUCAUGUGGAAUAUUUCUGACACAGGUUGGGCUAAAACAGCAUGGAGCAGUCUCUAUACUCCUUUUAUGACUGGUGCUACUGCAUUUGUUCAUCAGAUGCCACGUUUUGAUCCUGAAGAAGUUCUUCGAAGUCUGUGUCAUUACCCUGUAACAGUUCUGUGUGCACCACCAAUGGUUUACAGGACGUUGCUACAAUGCAAUUUAAGCAAGCAUGUGUUCCGAUCCCUGAGACAUUGUGUUAGUGCUGGUGAACCACUCAACCCAGAAACAAUGCAGUUAUGGACAAAAUACACUGGUCUUCAAAUAUAUGAAGGAUAUGGGCAGUCUGAGACAACACUAAUAAGUGGUAUAUUCAAAGGUAUCCAAGUGCGGCCCGGCUCCAUGGGGAGACCUGCACCUGGGUACACUCUGAAGGUGAUUGAUGACCAGCAAGAGGAAUUGGGUCCCUAGGAAGGUCACUUAGCAGUGUCACUGAAGGAGGGUCAUCCAGUGGGACUAUUCAGAGAAUAUCUCUCUGAUGAGAAGAAAACAUCCGAAGUUUAUGUUGGUGACUAUUAUGUGACUGGUGACAGAGCAUACUAUGAUGAUGAUGGCUACUUCUGGUUUGUUGGACGAGCAGAUGACAUCAUUUUGUCUUCUGGAUAUCGCAUUGGACCAUUUGAGGUAGAGUCUGCCUUACUGGAACACCCUGCAGUUGUAGAGUCAGCUGUAGUCUCCUCUCCUCACAGUCUGAGAAGUGAAGUGGUCAAGGCUUUUAUUGUUCUUGGGAGCGACUUUAAAGAUUGUGAUCCCCAAACUCUGGCGGCAGAGUUACAAGAUCACGUUAAGAAGACAACAGCUCCUUACAAAUAUCCAAGAAAAAUAGAGUUUGUAAACACACUUCCAAAAACUGUGAGUGGAAAAAAAUCUGACGAGUGGAACUGAAGAAUCGGGAAUGGGGCCUGAAAUAGACAUCUAAAAAGAAUAAACCUAGAGGUUGCCCUCCCAAAGUAAGGUGCAGAAAUUAACACCAGCAAAGAAAUAUGUGUAGACCUCACAGUAAGAUAAUCAAGGUACAUUACAGUACUGUGUUAACAUUAGCUUAGGUCACAAGCAAUGAGAAUAUUUUUGUGUCCAUACCAGGUAAUCUCAUUUUAGGUGAUGUGAAUGACAUCCUGUAUUUUGAAGUCCACUGAUUGCUUUUUCCAUUAUGUGUCGCCAUUAUUUUUUUGCAUCACUUGGAAGUUCUACAUUAGCCUCCAGCUUAUUUCACCUAAUGAUCAAACAUCCUCACAUUACCUGGGAGAUUAGGUUUGGUUAGCAUUUGGAUGGUUAAUCAUCAGGUGAGAUAAGCUUCAGCAAAUCGUAAGAUGAUCCCAAACCAUUUACAGCAGUAAAAUUAAUUUCAUGACAAUAAAUAUUGGAGGGAUAAAAAAAUUAUGCUUGGUAGCUACUUGGAAUUCAGUGUCAUGUUGGGAUGUUCAUAUAAGCCAAAACAUGACACAAUAGUGUAUUAAGCAUGACUUGCUGGGUUGAGGCUAAGGAAAGGACCCUUUUGGAAAAAGCUUAUGAUGAUUUGGAGUAUCAUUGGUUGAAUGAACUUUAAAGUUUCCAUUGUACAGUACUGUACUGGACUAUAUAUA
Homarus americanus (American lobster) is the source of this 2764-nucleotide messenger RNA. RefSeq names its product acyl-coenzyme A synthetase ACSM3, mitochondrial-like. Gene Ontology annotation, cellular component: mitochondrial matrix. Gene Ontology annotation, biological process: acyl-CoA metabolic process; fatty acid biosynthetic process. Lineage: Eukaryota; Metazoa; Arthropoda; Malacostraca; Decapoda; Nephropidae. The record is from RefSeq and is a predicted model, not a curated record. Gene Ontology annotation, molecular function: fatty-acyl-CoA synthase activity; fatty acid ligase activity.